AUGGAUAACCAGUGUUUCACCACGCUGGAGGGACGCGGUGCCCGGCGUAUUCCGGAGCUACGGAGAGCUCAGCCCAGGGGAGGUCAUAGCCGGUCCCUGGGUUCUCCCUGCUUCGGGCGCCCCAUCGCAGGAACGCUUCAUACCCUACGACCACCAUUUCAGACAGCACCACCAGCAAGCAACAGGCUGCACACACCCUCUUCCUUUAAGCUCUUCGUGGUAGCCUCGUGCGACUCCACCUUUCCCUCGCCCUCAAGCGCAGCCGGCCGUGCACCUGCAGAGGGCAGACCCAGCAGAGGGCAGCCCCGCCCCGGCCGCUCCCUAAGGGCAGCGCUGAGGCCGGCCCGGAGCCGCCCCUGCGCGGGCCCGCGGGCGCCCCUGAGGCGCGUGGCGCUGCCGCGUGACCCGGAGCGAGCGUCGCCAUUGGCCGCGGCAGCAGCGCGGGCUCGAGGCGGCCGAGGGGAGACGUCGCGCCCCGGCUGCGCCCGCAGUGCGGGUUCUGAGGCCGCGGUCUCCUACUUCUGGAGACGCGCAGAUGGUGAAGAUGAGAGAGGGGCGACCUCUGAUGAAAAAGCAUUGAAAACAGUACAAGGAGUAGUGACAAGACUUUGCCAUGAUUAUGGGAUGAUAGAUGACACAAUAGUCUUCACAAAGGAUGCUGUUACAAAAAACAUGUUGCUGGCUGUUGGACAAGAAGUUAUUGCCACUGUGGAAGAGGAUAAAACAUCAGGUGGCCUGAAGGCUGUCAGGGUAGACACCAUCCAGAGUACCCAAGAAGAGUCCAGUCCUACUUAUGAUGCCUCUGAACUAAAUCAGAAAACAUUAAUUGGCAGUAUUACCUCUCUCUCUGUGGAUGGUGGCUAUAUUAAUCAGAAUACAUACUUUGCAAUGCAAAACGUCUGGGAAGAUUUCAAACCUUGUGAAGGGGACUGGGUGCAAGCUAAAUAUUAUAUUAACUCGACAACAUGGAAGACUGAGGCAGUUGCUGUAAGGCCUUUGAGGUAUAAACAAGUAAACAAGGUUCGCAUUUCCAGCAUCUGUGGCAGAGCUGGGACAAUAGAUGACAGUAUAUUUUUCACUUUGGAUUCACUGAGACUUCCUGAUGGCUACCUACCUCGGAGACAUGAUCUAGUGAACACGAUUGUGGUGGAGAGCAGCCAGUCCUGUUACGUUUGGAGAGCUCUCUGCUUGGUGCCAGUCAGCCAGGAUGGACAGUCUCACUCUAAUGAAAGUAAUGUGGAUGAACCUUAUGAAGACAUAAUGAGAGACAAAGGAGAGUUGAAAGUAUCAAGAAUGACUGACUUUGGAACUCUGAAGCAGGGGGAAUCUAAAAGAAUGAUGGUCUGGAUAGAGAAUAAAGGGAGCAUACCACAGUCCUUAAUCAGCUGCAGAUUAGCAGGAUGGGUGAAAGACAAGCAAUUCAGUAUUGAGAUUCCUCAAAACUGUGAAAACAGUCCAUCUUUUCCAAUAAAUCAAGAAAACCUCUCAAAAGCUGCAAUUAAUUCAUUUAACAACAGUGAAGGAACAACAUGUGAGUCAUUGAACCAUACAUCCAUUAUGAAGAAUGGAGUCAUUCCAGAAGGAAUUAAUUUUCAAGAUACAAAUUUAUCAAGGACAAAGGAAAACAAUUCCUUGGUGAAAGAUGAAAAUAUGCAAAAUGGAGAAAGUGAACAAAAAGACCAUGUGGAGCAACCAACUAAGCACAGCAAUAUUACUCCAGAAAUUGUGAUAGCACCAGGUGAAAAAAUAUCCAUAGUGAUCAUAUGCACAGCUGUGAUUCAUGGGUACAGUAAAGAGCUCCUGCUGCUUGGCUUUUCUGAUUUUACUGUUGGCCGCUAUGUUGAAGCCACUGUAACAAAUGAAGAAGAAUUACUUAUAGCACCUGUACAACCUUAUUCUCCAGGAAAGCCUAAAAAUAUUCCAGAUUCUCAGCUAAGGAAGACAACAGUGGCUGCCCCUAAACAAAAAAGAAAUAAGAGAAGGUGGUGUUCAAACUUUCUCCCGCAUUUUACCAUACCAGAUGAGUUAAGAAAAUGUGUGGAGCAGCAAUUAGACAUACUGACCUUUCAGCCCCUCCUAGCAGAGCGUCUUAAUCUAGAUAAUUAUAAAGCAAACUUUUCUACUCUUUUAUGGCUUGAAGAGAUCAAAGCAGAAAUGGAUUUAAAAGAUUACUACAUGAGUGGGGUUACUUUAAAAAGGAAUGGGAACUUGUUAGUGCUGGAAGUGCCAGGAGUAGAAGAGGGAAGACCUCGCCUGAUUCCAGGUGAUAAGGUGAUACUGAAAAGUCAGGUCUACUCAGAUCAUAUAAUAGAGUACAUUGCCUAUGUCUCUGAGAUAUGUGAAGAUGAUGUUACUCUUAAGGUUAAUGCUGACUUUGAAUGUGCUUACAACUUGGAGCCCAUGGAUGUGGAAUUUGUUCAUUGCAGUAUUCCUAGCAGGCGAUGCCAGUUGGCCAUUCAGCAAGCUGUGUACCUGGGUGAAAAAGGUACAUUUCAUUUGACUGUUAAGCUGUCUAGAGGGGUUUCUUUGUGCAGAGUUCUGUGGAUUUUAUUGCUUUCACAUCAGGCCAUACUGGGAAGAAUGCAUUUGUUAUUUCCAGAAAGACUUGUGUUACAAUCACCACAAGCUAUCAAGACCCAGAAUGCUACAGAGUAUUGUGCUGUUGAUGAUGGCCUUAAACAACCUUCACUGCAGGAAAGUAAGGUCAGAAAAAAGCAGAACAAACAGACAAAAGCUGGUGAAACUGCUGCACUGAAACAGAGAGAUGGUGAAUUUUUCAACCCUGUGCUGAAUGUGCAACAGAAACUGGCAGUGAAAAGGAUACUGAGUGGUGAAUGUCGCCCAACACCUUAUCUUCUCUUUGGACCACCAGGAACUGGAAAAACAGUCACAGUAAUUGAAGCUAUUUUACAGAUACACUUUACUCUGCCAGACAGUCGGAUUUUGGUGUGUGCACCAUCAAAUGCUGCAACAGAUCUGAUUUGCUUGAGACUGCAUCAAAGCAAUCUCUUAAAACCAGGAACUAUGGUUCGAGUUAAUGCUGCCUUCAGGUCAGCAGAGCAAAUUGAUGACAUGGUGAAACCUUACUGCAAAGAUGGUGAUGAUAUUCAGAAGGCAUUGUGGUCCAGGAUUGUAAUUACAACAUGCAGCAGUGCAGGAUUGUUUUAUCAAACAGAUACACGGCUUGGACAUUUCACUCAUGUGAUUCUGGAUGAGGCAGGUCAAGCAAGUGAACCCGAGAGUCUCAUUCCUAUUGGGUUGAUUUCAGAAGCUGAUGGACAGAUAAUUCUCGUUGGAGAUCCGAAGCAGUUAGGGCCAGUAAUAAAAUCUAAACUUGCACAGUCUUUUGGAUUAAGUAUGUCCUUGCUAGAAAGACUGUCAUCAAGAGAGCUGUAUCUCAGAGAUGAGGAUGCUUUUGGGGCCUGUGGAGCAUACAAUCCUUUGUUGAUCACUAAACUCACAAAGAACUACAGGUCACAUUCUGCAUUGCUUGCCUUGCCAUCUAAAUUGUUUUAUCAUAAGGAGCUAGAAGUUUGUGCAGAUACCUCAGUAGUGACUUCUUUCUUGAAUUGGGAGAAAUUGCCCAGGAAGGGAUUUCCAUUAAUUUUUCAUGGAAUAAGGGGCAGUGAAACCCGUGAAGGUCGCAGUCCUUCGUGGUUCAAUCCAGCUGAGGCAGUCCAAGUAAUGACGUACUGUUGCCAGCUGGCCAGAAGUGAAUACUCUGCAGUGCCAGUGACAGACAUUGGAGUGAUUGCACCAUACCGGAAACAGGUGGAAAAAAUUAGAUUUCUUCUCAGAAGUAUUGAUUUGGAAGACAUAAAGGUUGGCACAGUAGAAGAGUUUCAAGGGCAGGAGUACAUGGUUAUCAUCUUAUCAACAGUGCGAUCUCAGAAAAUGGUAAUUGAUGAUGAAAAACACUCUCUGGGCUUUCUCUGUAACCCAAAGAGAUUUAACGUAGCAAUUACUCGAGCAAAAGCUUUGCUGAUUGUCGUGGGAAAUCCUCACAUUCUUGUGAAAGAUCCCUGUUUUUGUGCACUGUUAGAAUACAGUUUAAUGAACAAAGUUUAUAUAGGUUGUGACCUGCCCACAGAGCUGGAUCACCUGCACAAGUGUGACUAGUUUUUUGGUAUUCAAGAUGCAUUCAAGAGUUUGGUAUUCAUCUGUUUUGAAACUAAAAGCACUUAUAAGAAAUUUAGUCCUGAGCAGAUCAAGCACUUUUUGUUCUCAGGGAGAGGCACAUGUUCUGAAAUGGAUAGAAGUUUCUGCAAACAAGAUUUUUUUUUUUCUUUUAAGAAGUGAAAAAAUUGAAAUUAAUAGUGUAAAGUAGUAGUGGCACCUUAUUAGCUUUUCCGUUUAAAGUGUGUAUUAAUGUGCCUCUACAAAGAACAGUAUGCCUGAAUCCUCCAGACUUCAGGAGAAAAGUAUUGAAGGACUCCUACAUCAGCUUUCCCAUAUUCCAUAAUUGUUUCAGCUUCUCAGUUUUCUCAGCCUUGUGUAGUGCCACCUAAAACUGGACUGUCCCAAGAACAUAAAUAUGUGUCAUUGUUGUGGGAGCAUUACAGUAAUAUAUGUUUGAUGUGAACUGGAAUGAUACAUUAAAUAUUUCCACUCAACUGAUACUGAGUACCUUAAGCCAAAACCCUACUUCCAGAUUUUAAGGCCUUUGUAUAUACAGCUGAGAUCACACAGGGUGUUCUUGCUUUCCACUGCAGUUUAGCCAUCUGCUGUGGUGCAUGUCAGAGCAGUGCCUUAAGGGGUGGGUUAAAGAAAAAAAGAAAAUUAAA
Melozone crissalis (California towhee) is the source of this 4784-nucleotide messenger RNA. RefSeq names its product Mov10 like RISC complex RNA helicase 1 (gene MOV10L1). The record is from RefSeq and is a predicted model, not a curated record. Bases 1 to 4119 code for a protein of 1372 amino acids. Gene Ontology annotation, molecular function: helicase activity. The transcript is spliced from 29 exons. NCBI's taxonomy places the organism in Eukaryota, Metazoa, Chordata, Aves, Passeriformes, Passerellidae.